AGAUUAUGGCGAAAAAAUACGAAGGACGUGCGGUGGGAAUAGACCUUGGAACAACGUAUUCCUGUGUUGCUGUGUGGCUUGAUGAACACAAUAGAGUCGAAAUUAUUCACAAUGAACAAGGCAACAGAACAACACCUUCUUUUGUUGCUUUCACGAAUGAUCAAAGGUUGAUUGGUGAUGCUGCCAAAAAUCAGGCUGCCUCUAACCCAUCCAACACUGUCUUUGAUGCAAAGAGGUUGAUUGGAAGGAAAUAUAGCGAUUCUGUUAUUCAGAAUGAUAUUCUGUUGUGGCCAUUUAAGGUUGUUGCUGGUUCUGAUGACAAGCCUGAUAUCAUUGUUAAGUAUAAGGGCGAGGAAAAGCACUUUUGUGCCGAGGAAAUAUCAUCCAUGAUCCUUACAAAGAUGCGCGAGAUUGCAGAGAAGUUUUUGGAGUCACCUGUCAAGAAUGCAGUUGUUACUGUGCCGGCUUAUUUCAAUGAUUCUCAACGAAAAGCCACAAAAGAUGCUGGUGCAGUUGCCGGCCUCAAUGUUAUGCGGAUAAUUAAUGAACCAACUGCUGCUGCCCUUGCAUAUGGCCUUCAAAAGAGAAUAAAUAACAUCGGAAAACGAAAUGUGUUCAUCAUUGAUCUUGGUGGUGGCACUUUCGAUGUGUCUCUUCUCACACUAAAAGAUGAUAGCUUUGAUGUAAUAGCUACUGCCGGAGAUACUCACCUAGGUGGAGAGGACUUUGAUAACAGAAUGUUGAACCAUUUAGUGAUGGAGUUUAAGAGGAAGAAUAAAGUGGACAUUGGUGGAAACCCGAGGGCCCUUAGGAGGUUGAGAACUGCAUGUGAGAGGGCUAAAAGGACACUGUCAUUUGAUACUGAGACUACAAUUGACAUAGAUGCUAUACACGACGGAAUUGACUUCAAUAUGUUAUUAAGUCGGGCCAAGUUUGAGCAACUCAAUAUGGAUCUUUUUGAAAAUUGUUUGGCGAUUGUCAAGAGUUGUCUUACUGAUGCUAUGAUGGACAAGAACAAUGUAGAUGAUGUUGUACUUGUUGGUGGAUCAUCUAGGAUUCUCAAAGUGCAGCAGCUAUUGCAGGACUUUUUUAAGGGGAAGGAUAUUUGCAGUAGCAUCAACCCGGAUGAAGCUGUUGCUUAUGGUGCAGCUGUUCAGGCUGCUCUGCUUUGUGAUGGUAUUAAGAAUGUUCCUAAUUUGGUGUUGCAAGAUGUUACUCCAUUGUCUCUUGGCACGUCAGUACUUGACGAUAUCAUGGAUGUAGUGAUUCCUAAGAACACUUCUUUUCCAAUAAAGAGGAAACGAACAUUCUGCACACUUGAAGAUGACCAAUCCGAUGUCAAAAUUGAUGUUUACGAGGGUGAGAGAAUGGUUGUAGGUGAGAACAAUUUGCUUGGUUUGUUUGAUCUCGAAGUUCGUCGUGCACCUCGUGGACAUAUAAUCCAGGUAUGUUUUGAUAUAGAUGCUGAUGGUAUAUUAAAUGUCUCCGCAAAGGAAGAAACAAGUGGUAACAAGAAAGAAAUUACAAUUACGAAUGAAAAUGGAAGACUAUCAAGGGAAGAAAUUGAGAGAAAGAUUAAAGAAGCUGAGUACUUCAAGUCUGAAGACAUGAAGUUUAUGGAGAAGGUUAGAGCAGUGAAUGCUUUGGAGGAUUACAUUUAUAGAAUGAGGAAAGUAAUGAAGGAUGAUAGCGUUACUUCAAAGCUCACUCCUGUUGAGAAAUUGGAAAUCAAUUCUGCAAUUAUAAAGGGAGAAAAUUUCAUUGAUGACAAGCAGAAAUAUGAGACGCUUGUGUUUGUCGACUUUCUGAGGGAGCUUGAGAGCACAUGUGAAUCAGCUUUGAGAAGUGAUUCUGAAUGAUUACCAUUGAGCAGUUUUUAGUUGCUUCAUUAGUUAUUUCAUUUGCGUUUAUGAAUUUCAGAUUCCUCAUGU
Messenger RNA from Medicago truncatula (barrel medic), 1931 nucleotides. RefSeq names its product heat shock cognate 70 kDa protein. The record is from RefSeq and is a predicted model, not a curated record. The transcript is spliced from 2 exons. Bases 6 to 1859 code for a protein of 617 amino acids. NCBI's taxonomy places the organism in Eukaryota, Viridiplantae, Streptophyta, Magnoliopsida, Fabales, Fabaceae. Gene Ontology annotation, molecular function: ATP-dependent protein folding chaperone; ATP binding.